Acanthaster planci (crown-of-thorns starfish) is the source of this 2669-nucleotide messenger RNA. RefSeq names its product microfibril-associated glycoprotein 4-like. NCBI's taxonomy places the organism in Eukaryota, Metazoa, Echinodermata, Asteroidea, Valvatida, Acanthasteridae. The record is from RefSeq and is a predicted model, not a curated record.
AUCUUUAUAAAAUGGUAGGCAUCUAGGCUUAAAACCAUUCUCCAAUGAGAUACGGUGCAGUAAGCUUUCACCAUGGCGUCCUUUCGGCAGACUCUUGUUGUUGCAUUCAUCAUGUUCGGGGUUUUCACCGCCAUUACGGCGAGCGACGAUCCCACCGGUAGCAGGGAGGCUCAACAAGUCCGCUGGCAGCAAAACGGCAACCCGCUGGAUGGUUCAGCAUACUGCGGGACCGCCUGUAACUGUACCACGGUCCAAGAAAUUGUUUCCAAUGAACUACAGAGUACAACCACCCGACUGGUUCAACUGGAAAGAAACAUCGCUAGCAAAGUAGAUGACGUGUCCACGGAAUUGAAUGACAUGAAACUGCAGCUGGACCAGCUGAAGGGGUCAGUCAGAGAGCUUGCUGAGCUUCUGAGAAACAAAUCCGUCAUCCCUCCUUUGCACCCGAAGGACUGUUCCGAAGCCUUUGCAAACGGUGAGACCACCAGUGGCGUGUACACAGUUCAACCAGCCGAUGAAAAAGAACCUUUCAGUGUGUACUGUGAUAUGGACACAGAUGGAGGCGGAUGGACGGUAUUUCAGCGGCGUCAAGACGGCUCUGUUGACUUUUACCGUGACUGGGAGAGCUACCGCCAGGGGUUCGGUGACCUGAACGGCGAGUUCUGGCUCGGCAAUGACAACCUGCAUCGACUCACCGCUCAGGGCGAGUACAGACUGCGCGUCGAUCUUGAGGACUUCGGAGACAACACGAGAUACGCCGAAUAUGACACGUUUCGUGUUGCCAGUGGGAGAGAAAACUACCAGUUGACGGUGGGAGGCUAUACAGGAACAGCUGGUGAUUCAUUAUCUUAUCAAAAUAACCUUCCAUUCACCACUAAAGACCGAGACAAUGGUCCAGCCGGUUUUAACUGUGCUUCAGAGUACUUCGGCGCCUGGUGGUACGCAGCAGGCUGUCACGUAUCAAAUUUGAACGGCCUGUACCUCAGUGGACAGACGUUUCAGCUGGGACUGGGUGUAGUUUGGGCCGACUGGCGAGGACAUUACUACUCAUUGAAACGAACCGAGAUGAAAAUUAAGGCAGCCAGCAAUUAGUUUCAUGGAGUUAAUUUGCUGGUUGAUCUAGAUGAUGGUCUUGUCGAUAGCCCGUUAGUAAUUUUAGAUAAAACUUUGCAAACAGGGUUGUCAUACCAACAAGGUUGUAAGGGGUUUAAAAAUAUCAGAUGCCCUCUCUUUUCUGUCGUACAUUUUACUUCCUAAAGGAUCCAGACUCCUUCUACCUUGUGUUACGAUUUUGAUUUCCUUUUUCUCCUACACUUUCUUCUUUUUUUCAUGUUUAUUUCCCUUCUGCUUUGCUGUUUAGACUGUACAUUCAACGACAAAAACAAUAAGUUGCAAUAACUUUUGGGUUUAUAUUCCUUUUAUUUGCUAACCCCCGAUGGGCGUCCUUACUUGUAAAUUCAGGGUCCGUCGCUGACAGUGAAGAAUGCUCUUCGACUCAUCUCCAUCGCUCAUCCAGACCCUGCCCUUUAGAACAAUACUACAGUGGUAAACUUUUGGCUUGUUUAAACACGAGUUUUCUGUUACUGCAUUAUUUCCAGACUGUAUACACUCUUGACACUGUGCCCAAAUAUCAUGUAACAGUAAUGUAAGCUCUCCAUUUCGAGUAAUACGGGCGAUACACAAUACAGUGCGCCACCAAGAGUUUGCCGCAGACAGGCCACUUUUUAAGUUUAAGGUCGACAUGCUAUCACGAUUUAGCGCACUUUGGUACGUAACUUGCUGAUAUUUGAUUUAUCAAGUCGUUUCAGGCACCGCACAAAAACAUCAUUUUGACCACCAAGCACUCAAUCGCAAUAAGCAAUGUUGAAAUUUUCAACCAAAAUAAACAAACAAUUGGAAAAAUUGCAGUUUCCCGCGCACGGCGCAGUUCAAGAAUGGUACAUUUUCGAGUGUGUAUCCCAUAACGCACUUCGAAAAGGCCUCUCCUUGACAACCGCUUUGUGGAGGACAGCAGUGUGAAUCGCCUGCAUUCAUAAUGUAUAAUAUUUAUCGAUACUCUAAACAUGUUUGAAUUUGUACUUGAUUACAGCUUGAUAUUAGUGUGAUUAGGAAACUGCCAAACUCCAGCUUACAAAGGUUUAAUGAAUUAAAGACCCCCCCGCAAAUUUGGGUCGUUUCUUUUUUGUCUUGUUCUCUUGUCAUGUGUGAAACGUCGCCACCGUCUUUCUUAAAACAAAUCAGAAAAUUAAAAAAAGUGGAUCAACAUUUGUAAGUAAAAUUUAAUAUCAUAGUUCACAGUAUCAAACGUGCCGUCCCAGUGCAAGACUAUCUUGGAAAUUGUCAAAUUUAACCUUUUUUUCCACUGGCUAAAAAAAUGACAAGAACGACCUCCAGAAUAAUGUACAAGGAUAUCUAAAAAAAAAAAAAAGCGGCGGGACUGCUUGUAGCCCUCCGAGCAGACUUCGCCCCCUUAAACACCCCGCCCCUUUCCUCCAUGUGGUGAUUGUGGUCUCCAGGUCAGUUCCUAGUCAUACCUGAACCUAAACGAUUUUUAUGGUAGUUAAUGUAUCCCUGAGGCCCCCCUCUAACUACAUUACGUUUUCUACUUUGUUUGUUCUUGUGAUGGUCAAAUAAAUAAUAAUAAUAAUAGUAGGAAUAAUGGCGCUAAC